CGUUAUGGUCUCUCUAAUACAUAUCUGAGGUUUUUCCUGCCUAAUUUAAAAAUGUCUCAGCAAAUUCGCGUUUUACAAUGCAUUCAAUGCAAAAUGUACCAGGUUGACCUGGUAAAGAAGGCCAACAAAUGGGAGUGCAAAAUAUGCCGCCAUAAGCAGGAUUUGCUUAAAGAGUUCUUUCGAGGAUCGGGACCAGAGUGCCGGGCCAAGGUGCAACAAAUGAACCUGGAGCGUGGACAACAAGAGGAACUUCUAGAGGAAAAUCUGCUCUUACAUCAGGAGCCGAAUCAGGAGGAUUGCUCAAUUGAAAGCCAGGAAACCAAUCCUCCAAAGAAAACCAAGAACAAGUGGACAAAUUAUGUGGAUGAAAACAUUGAGGUUCCCCAAAAGUCUGCAAUACGCCCAGCGAAAGUAGCAGUUGUUAAGGAGGAUCAAAGUGAUGGCUUUUGUAUGAACUUUGACAAAUCCAAGGAUCGCGUCUCGAAGGCCACAAAGCGUCCUGGACCAAAUGUAGUAACCUCUCUUGGUAACAAAAGUUCUAAAUGGAGCAAUUAUUUAUAAAUUAUAAUAUAAGUCUUUUCUUGAGUAAAUAUAGUUCUUGAUCAUUUAAAAUAAUCACCAAUAAAUCAAUAUCUAUGGUUUAUUACGUUUUAUUAAAA
This is a messenger RNA of Drosophila kikkawai, 659 nucleotides long. RefSeq names its product MRN complex-interacting protein. The record is from RefSeq and is a predicted model, not a curated record. Gene Ontology annotation, molecular function: chromatin binding. Gene Ontology annotation, cellular component: nucleus. Gene Ontology annotation, biological process: mitotic G2 DNA damage checkpoint signaling. Lineage: Eukaryota; Metazoa; Arthropoda; Insecta; Diptera; Drosophilidae.